CUCUCUCAGGCGAUCACAAUUGAGGCAGAACCUCGUGCCGACGGCAGCAGGAGAACAACGCGUUAUGACAUAGACAUGACCAAAUGCAUCUAUUGUGGCUUUUGCCAGGAGGCCUGCCCUGUGGAUGCUAUUGUAGAGGGUCCCAACUUUGAGUUCUCCACAGAGACUCAUGAGGAACUGCUUUAUAACAAGGAGAAACUCCUCAACAAUGGAGACAAGUGGGAGGCUGAGAUCGCUGCCAACAUCCAAGCUGACUAUCUCUACAGAUAAAUAAAUGUCAUGGACUGUCUCAUUUCAACACAGUGACUAUAUACUCUUCACCAUGCUCUCUUACCAGUAAUCACAGUUUCAAUUGCACAUGGAAGAUUUGCUUUUAGACCGUUACUGUUGUGCUGAGUACACAUUUUCAAAGCCCAGGGACUGACUUUUUUGUGAAGAUGCACAUCAUUUUUUAUUUCUUUCUGUGGGAGCAUAAUAUAGAUUCUCAGGUCUAAAAUUAAGUUCACA
Molecule: messenger RNA, 507 nt
Organism: Sinocyclocheilus grahami
Lineage: Eukaryota; Metazoa; Chordata; Actinopteri; Cypriniformes; Cyprinidae
Gene: ndufs8a
Product: NADH:ubiquinone oxidoreductase core subunit S8a
Exons: 2
Biological process (GO): mitochondrial respiratory chain complex I assembly; mitochondrial electron transport, NADH to ubiquinone
Cellular component (GO): membrane; respiratory chain complex I
Molecular function (GO): NADH dehydrogenase activity; 4 iron, 4 sulfur cluster binding
Source: RefSeq, a predicted model, not a curated record